AUGCCGCCGAAGCAGGACUUCUCUCUCAAGGAGAUAAAACCAAACAUUGAUGGAGGAAAAACCUUGACUCCCAAUAUGCUCACCUUGGUUGAACCACUAUAUUUCGUGUACGUAAGAGUUGUAGGAGCUGCCCACUUGCCAGUGAAUCAAGCUACUGGCACUUGUGACCCUUACGUUGAAGUGAAGACAGGAAACUAUAAGGCAACAACCAAGCACGCUCAACGUACAUUGGCCCCUAUAUGGAACCAAGUGUUUGCUUUCAACAAAGAUCUUCUUCAAUCAAAGACUAUAGAGAUUUUGGUGAGGGAUAAGGCAGCUGUGACUAAUGCGAGCAUUGGUAGUAUUACUGUUGUUAUAGGUGAUAUCCCUGCUCGGCUUCUGGGGGAUUCUUCACCGACACCACAGUGGUAUAAACUUGCAGAUCAGAAUGGAGUUCCUGGUAGAUCAGGAGACUUGAUGUUGGCAAUAUGGGUAGGGAAUCAAAUGGAUGAUGCAUUUUCAGUAGCUUGGCAUUUAGAUGCAGCUUCUGUUAGCGUUGACAAGGUAUCUAAUACUCGUCCACAGGUGUACUAUUCACCAAGACUCUGGUAUCUUAGAGUUAAGGUGAAUAGUGCUCAGGAUUUGGUGGUUUCGGAUCCAAAUCGAAAACCGGAAGUUUAUGUGAAAGCUACAUUGGGGAAUAAGGUUUUGAAGACUAAGGUUUCGAAGAACAAGAGUGCGAAUCCAUGCUGGAAUGAGGAAUUAAUGUUUGUUGUAGAUGAGCCAUUUGAAGAUGCAUUGAUUCUGAGUGUGGAAGAUGAUCGAGGAGAUAAUAAGGUGGAUUAUUUAGGGAGGUGUGUUAAGCCUUUGCAUAAAAUUACUCAGAGACUCCUGCCUCCCUUUCCAAGUGAAGAGAUAAUUAAUCUUAAAAGGUACGGAGUGUUAGGUGAGGAGCCGACAGAGAAAUUUUCUAGCAAGCUUCGUGCCACUAUAUUUUUGGAUGGUGUGUAUCAUGUUUUUGACGAACCUGCUCUAUUCAGUACUGAUUUGACUGCAACAUCACCUAAACUGAAGCCAGGUAAAGUUGGAGAUUUGGAGUUGGGGAUCUUAAAAGCUGAAGGGUUGGUGCCAAUGAAAUCUAAGAAUGGUUUGGAAACUACUGAUGCUUUUUGUGUGGCCAAAUAUGGACAGAAGUGGGCAAGGACUAGCACUGUUGUCAGCAGUCUAGCUCCAAAAUGGAUGAAACAAUAUCAAUGGGAUGUUUACGAUCCAUGCACAGUGAUUGCAAUUGGAGUUUUCGAUAACGGUAAUUUACAAGUAGGGGAUGGAUGGUAUGACACAUUAAUUGGCAAGGUAAUCAGGAUUCGGCUCUCGACACUAGACUUUGGUCGUAUAUAUAAAUAUGCUUAUCCUCUGAUAGCCUUGAAGCCCGAUGGGGUUAAGAAAAUGGGGGAACUUCAUUUUACUCUAAGAUUUAACUUUACAAAAACAUGGGGUGAUAUGGUAUACCAAUAUACACAGCCUUUGCUUCCCAAAACACAAUAUACUAACCCAAUGUCUGUGUAUCAAAUAGAUAAUUUAAGGCACCAGGCUGUUCAAUGCAUAACUUGGAGACUCGCCCGUUCUGAUCCACCAUUAAGCAGAGAGGUGGUGGAGUCUAUGUUGAAUGGACCGCAAUCUGUAUGGAGCCUCCGGAGAGGAAGAGUGAAUUUCAUAAGAGUCAUGGAAUGUUUGAAUUGCUUUGUGACAGCUUGGAAUUGGUUUGACGACCUACGCCAGUGGAAGAAUUCAGGGAUAACAGUUUUGGCCUGGGCAGCGUUUGUUUGUGCCAUAUGUUAUUCAGAGAUGAUCAUUCCAGGUUUGCUUUUGUUUCUCUUCUGUUAUGGUCUUCAGAACUAUUUGAAGAGGGCCAGAGAUAUUCCAUAUCUGGAUACAAAGUUAUCUCAAGUUGAAACUGAGAAUGUUUUAGACUUUGGAGAAGAGUUAGAUUCAUUCCCGACGUCAGCGCCACCGGAUGUGUUGAGGUUAAGGUAUGAUAUAUUGAGAAGCACUGGAUAUAGAAUAGAAUCAGCAGUAGGCAACUUGGCAACUCAAUUGGAGAGGUUUCAUUCUAUAUUAUCGUGGAGGGAUCGAAGAGCUACCUUAAUCUUUAUGCUUUUCUGUUUCAUAGCUAUCAUUGUGUUUUUCUUUGUGCCUUUCCGGUUGCUUUCUAUUCUUUUUGCCACAUACCUGUUAAGGUCUCCAAGAUUUCGAGUUACUCUUCCACCAAUACCUCAAAACGUAUUCAGGAGAUUGCCUACCAGAGACGAAUGCUUGCUUUGA
This is a messenger RNA of Dovyalis caffra, 2301 nucleotides long. Lineage: Eukaryota; Viridiplantae; Streptophyta; Magnoliopsida; Malpighiales; Salicaceae. The record is from the annotation of a GenBank genome assembly.